Messenger RNA from Papilio xuthus (Asian swallowtail), 1828 nucleotides. Its product is annotated as spermatogenesis-associated protein 6. Gene Ontology annotation, biological process: spermatogenesis. Gene Ontology annotation, cellular component: sperm head-tail coupling apparatus. NCBI's taxonomy places the organism in Eukaryota, Metazoa, Arthropoda, Insecta, Lepidoptera, Papilionidae. The transcript is spliced from 7 exons. The coding region runs from base 151 to 1218 and encodes 355 amino acids. The record is from RefSeq and is a predicted model, not a curated record. Gene Ontology annotation, molecular function: myosin light chain binding.
CCAUAACAACGAUACGUCACAACAACAUUAGAGUAGAACCUAAACAUUAUUGAAAAUCUUAUAGUUUUUGAGGAGCCAUAAAUUCAUGUAAUAAAAGUUGUUUUAGCAAAUAUGUUUAAGGAUGAUCAAAUUUUGUAGUAAUAAUAUAAUAUGCCAAAAGUGAUAGAGUUAACAAUUCAAAUAGACGUACAAAAAGUAUCAUGUCCCGGUGUAUGGUUAUGCCAGUCCGGUCGAGUGUCUCUAAUUGUGUUUGCACUCGGCACAAGCUAUCAGACAUGUAUGCUGCCGCCUGUCUUCCCGCUCAUGUUCAAAGACGUCUUCUACUUCCAGAAGCGAUUUCGGGAAACAUGUGCUCUCAACAAUAUUUGUUGUUUAUUAAAAAAUGAAACAAUAUACUGUGAGUUAGUGCAAUGGGCUGAUAGCUGUGAGUCAGACAAGUGUAUGUUGUUGGCGCAAUACUUGGGCGCUCUCAAUGAUAUCUUGUUCCCACCAAACACAUGUUCCACUGAUGGAGUAGAUCUACUUAUGCGAAGGACUAAAGGCUUUCCUGGCAUCUUAUCCCCUAAAAUAGAGAUAUCUACUAAAGUUCGCAUUGACGAAAUAUUGAAUCAGAAAAAUAAAGUACCAAAUGGGCCAGUAUGUAACUGCGAGCCAGGGUCGGAUGCUGAUGGCUCUAGACAAAAACCUGUCUGUCAUUCUCCAUUGUAUCACAGGGCCAGGUGUUACGGUAGAGGUCCAUUCACAAACGUGAGGUCACGGUCUCGGUCAAUAGAGACGAAAUCUUGCGCCAGUUUCCAACCGAGAGAAUCGGGCUACGUAUCAAACAUAUACCUCCCGGAUAGGAGGUUCCGCCAGCACUCGCGCUCCCCGCGGCGCUCCCCAGGCCGCGCGCGACGCCCAUACCACGUCUACAACGUGGAGGCUCCCCCCACACCCUUCCAGCCAGGCAAUGGCACACACAAUGACAAUAAAGAUGAAUAUGAUGAUAUUGAUUCAAGAGCCAGCGAUCUGAAUAUGAAAGUAGGCGAGCCUGUGAACGCAACCCUGCCUGAAGACGAGCGCAUACAGCGGCUGCUGGUGGAGAGCCGAUACAUCGAGGAGCCCCGCGGGGGCGGAGCUCGCGGCCGCCCGCACCGCCCCAUUCCCCGCCAGCCCUGCGUCUGCGACAUCUGUGUCAGGUACCAUCAGCUCUUCCACUCAGACUCUGGUGAUAGCUGAUUCAUCUUAUUUAAUACCAUAUCUAAGUAAUGCAAGAUAAAAAAUGAUAUUUUUUCCAAAUAGAAUACUGCAAAAAAUAUUUUUUUUUUGCCUUGUAAUAUUUUUUUUUCGUGUUAUUUGAAAUUGCGAAAUAUUUUCUUAAAAAUCAAGUGCAAUAAGUUUCUUAUGCCCUCUAAGUUCAUAUUUUUUCAAAAUAUUUUUUGCAAAAACUCGUAAUAAUUUUCUUCGUUAUGGCUAAACUGCACAGUUGCAAUAAAUAAAACUUAAAAAAAAUUAAGUUUCGUAAAAUGUAAAAUAGUUGUAACAAAGACGUGAAUUGGAAUGCAACCUGAAUACAUUUUUAAAUGAAAUAUUAACUAGAACAAUUUUAUUUUAAAACGUGCAAUACAUAACAGUAAAUCUUAACCUUAAAAUAAUCGUGAAAUCAACAUUUUUAUAAUAAGAGGUAUUUAUAAUUUAAAAAAUAUUUAACAUUCCAAUAUGGAAAUAUGGUAUUUGAAAGGAUAAAUUUUUUUGUCAAUUUUUUUUUGUUAUUUUCAUUAAAUAAAAAUGUUAAUUGUUGAAAAAAAAAAAUAAGUUGUCUAUGUUUUUUAGUAGUCAAGUAAUUAUU